UAGAAAGUAAAAACAUAGAUCGGAUGGCUGUUCCCACUGUAAAAAAAAAAACAGCUGAGAACAAGUAAUAAAAAUACAUAUUUUAAUAGCACAGAAGUGGUCAACUGGAAAGAAGCGACCUAUACGUAGGUUUCUCCUUGCUUAGCUGAUUGGAAAUUUCUCAGACACAUCAUUUCUGUUACUGAGGGAAAACUCAAGCAUCUGUUCAACUUAAAUCUUAGUGAUAAAGCUUGAUGCUCAGUCUACUAACUUUCACAUUUCAUUGUGUCUUCUGAAUAUUCUGAAGCUAUUUGACUUAUUGGGAGACUUAAACCUGCUUGCAGGAAGUGUAGUGUAAUUUUAACAUCCAACAUGGAAGUGGGCACCGAUGUCACUGCUCAAGUGCAACAUUUUCUGGUGGGUAAAGAGGAACGAUUUACUGCCUUAGAAAUAGCAAAAGGUAUUGGUCUUAGCACAGCCAAAGAAGUGAACCCAGUACUCUACAAACUAGAGAAACAAGGUGAACUUGUGCGAGUGAAUGAAAAAGGGCGUCCUUUAUGGUGUCUUUCUAGUCAAAAUCAGAAAAGUCCAGAAAUCAAGCUACAGGAGCAAGCAGUUAUGUCUACUGAUCAACAUUUUCUAAAGCUUUCUAACAAUGAUAAUGCUGAAGCUUUGCAAAUCCUAGCAUUAUUUCAAGAUCUGAAGCAAGGAGAAAAGGUGGACUCUCGCACGAUAGCCACCAGACUAACACUUGAGAGAAAAACGGUCAACAAGCACUUGUACCAACUACAGAGAGAGGGAAGAGUGAGACAGUGUGAAGGGAAUGGGUGGGCCCAAGUUUCAGGGACAUUGCAACAAGAUGCUGUAGUGGAACUUAAAACAGAAUCCCUCAAACAAGAAGACUUAUCCAUGACAGAAGAGAACAUACUCCUUAGUGCCCAUCAGGUAUGUGAGGAACCGUCAUCUUCAAGCAGUCUUCACCAAAACUGUGAAUCUGACAGAGCCAUGAUUGAAAGAGGUAAAAAAUUAAGUGAAGAGCAUAAAGAAUUGCAGAAUAAGAUGAAAGGAGAAAGUGCUGGAAGUCUUGAAAGCAUUCAGCAAAUUUUAGAAAAUCUGAGCCCUGGAGAAUCUGUAACAGCAUCCUACAUAAACCUAAACCUAAACCUUCCCAUAAAAGAUCUGAAUCGGCAUCUUUACCAACUAUUCAAAGAAGAUAAAGUGGGAUACGAAGGAACAUUACCACCUCGAUGGUUCCUGUUGCGAAACAAGGAGCCAGGUAGCACUGGAGACAAAAGCUAAAGAAAAGAGUCAAAGACCAAAGUCAGGCUAAGAAAAAAGUCCUUUCAUUACCAGAAUCAGCAAGAUAACACCAAUAGGCAUAGCCUGUUUUACUGGACUGGACACAAAAAAUGUUAAGACAACUGUAUUUUUUCAUUUAAAAAUGACUGUGAUGAUGAGAUGAGCCAUUCAAGGUAGUAGUAUAACAGAAAUCAACUAUUUUAUUGAUGUGAAGUUGACCAGCAUGAGAAAAAUGUAACUUCAUCACUGAAUUCUGUCACAUUAGUUAAUGUAAGUGCCUAAAAUAAUUAAGAUUUACGCUCUUACAAUAUGCAUUGCAAGUUAAAGAAAGCUGACAAUUGUGGGUUAAAAAAUGACCUUGUCAUUGAGUAAAAUCAGAACCUAUGCUAUGAUUAAAGUAAACUGUUGUGGCAGCAUGAUUAUAAUAAUUUACUGUAUAUUUUAAUAUUUUUUAUAUUUCUAUUUCAAUUUAAUUUUGUAAUUUUGCCCCACUCCCUUGAUCUCUUUGUGUUUGCAUUUUUUGUAUUAUUUGUAAUUUUGCUUUUGUUUGUCCUUUUUCCUGUAAUUAUGUAAUUUCAUGUGUAACUUAAACAUCUUAUAUAGUCCACCCGAGGCAUUAGCCCACUGUACUUGUUAUCUUUGUUUGGCCAUUGUUCUGCGCAUUUAUUAGUAUAAAUUUGUAUUGGUCUUUUGACAAUUAUUGUACUGUAUUAUAUUACAGUGUUUUGGGUCUUGA
This is a messenger RNA of Polypterus senegalus (gray bichir), 2014 nucleotides long. RefSeq lists its product as uncharacterized. Bases 352 to 1278 code for a protein of 308 amino acids. The transcript has 2 exons. NCBI's taxonomy places the organism in Eukaryota, Metazoa, Chordata, Cladistia, Polypteriformes, Polypteridae. Gene Ontology annotation, biological process: positive regulation of type I interferon-mediated signaling pathway. Gene Ontology annotation, molecular function: RNA binding; DNA binding; double-stranded RNA adenosine deaminase activity. The record is from RefSeq and is a predicted model, not a curated record.